Camellia sinensis is the source of this 840-nucleotide messenger RNA. The record is from RefSeq and is a predicted model, not a curated record. NCBI's taxonomy places the organism in Eukaryota, Viridiplantae, Streptophyta, Magnoliopsida, Ericales, Theaceae.
AUGGUAUUUAUGGAUCCAGAAGGAUGGUGGGAUAACAUUAUUACUGACAUACAACAAACAGAAAUUGUUACAGCUUUUAAAAGAAUUACAGAUCCCCUAACAGGAACUGUGCAAUCUGAACAGGAUGCUGUUUAUACUCUUAUCAAUACAAUUCUACACCAUUUUGUAGGAGCCUCUCCUGAUGGUUUGGAAGACAGGAGUAGAGAACUUUUACAGAAUUUAAGAUGUCCAUCUUUAUCUCAUUUCAGAUGGUAUAAAGAUGUGUUCAUGAUGAGAGUAGUAAGACAAUCUGACGCCAAUAGUGAACAUUGGAAAGCCAAGUUCAUUAAUGGUCUUCCUACCCUCUUUGCAGAAAGAAUCCGAAAGAAAUUAAGGGAUAAGCAUAGAUGUCUAUUCCUUAUUCAGAAUACACUUAUGUAUCCAUCCAAACAUAAGCAUAAAAAACAUAAGUAUGGAAAAUCUUCAAAAGAUUAUUCCAAAAAAUACAGAAAAAAGAAACAUUAUAAACAAUCAAUCCAGCAAGCCCAGCCUUCAAAGGCCAAAGGAAAACAAAAGAAAACUUAUCCUCAAAAGGAUAAAACUACUGUUAAAUGUUACAAAUGGGGACAAAUUGGUCACUAUGCUAAUCGUUGUAAAACCAAGAUACAACAGAAAUUAAAUGCAUUAGCUUUAGAUGACGAAAUCCAGCAACAAAUUCUUCAGAUACUUUCUGAAGAUUCUGAUUCAGAUUCCACUUCAGAUGAUGGUAUUGCAGUUAUGUACUCAUCAUCUUCUGAUACUGAUGCUGAAUCCUCUCUAGAAAUUUGUGCCUGUCAACCACAAAUCAAUCAAAUUACCUAA